UUGGAUCCAGUUAUAUUACCGUUUCUGGGUCCCACCUUUUCCUUUCUUCCCCUUUUCAAACUUCAUAUAAACCCUCACAACUCACUCCACCCUUCACAACACACAACAACUACAUUAACAAAACUCCUUCUGUUCCUCAAUUUUCUCUCACUUUAUCCUCAAAGUUUGUAAGAAAUCAUGACUGCUGAAACUAUGGUUCAAGAAGAAGCACAGAAAGUUGAGGUUGUUGUUGAAGAAGGUAAAGUUGUUGAAGAAAACGUUGAAGCAAAGGAAUCAAUGGAAGAAUCAAAACCCACAAAGACAGUUGAGAAAUGUUCAUCUUAUAAGGAAGAAAGUAACUUUCUUUCUGAUCUCAAAGAGUUUGAGAAAAAGGCUUUGAUUGAGUUUAGAUCAAAGGUUGAAGAAGCAGUUUUAGGGAACACCCUUUUUGAGAAAAAGGAAGAAGAGACCAAAAAGGUUGAAACUUUACCAGAAGGUGGUGAAGAGAGUAGUGAGAAAGUUGUGAAGGAAGAAGAAGAGAAAAGGGUUGAAGAGGUGGAGGAAAAAGAUUUGUCUUUGUGGGGUGUGUCACUUUUGCCAAGCAAAGGAAAUGAAGGAGUUGAUGUGGUUUUGUUGAAGUUUUUGAGAGCUAGAGAGUUUAAGGUGAAUGAAGCAUUUGAGAUGUUGAAGAAGACACUUAAAUGGAGGAAGGAAAUGAAGAUUGAUUCGGUUUUGGAAGAAGAUUUUGGUUCUGAUUUGGCUUCUGCUGCUUAUAUGAACGGUGUUGAUCGCGAAGGACACCCUGUGUGUUACAACAUCUAUAGUGUGUUUGAUGGUGAAGAGAUUUAUCAAAAGACUUUUGGGACUGAGGAGAAGAGAAAAGAGUUUUUGAGAUGGAGGUGUUCUGUUAUGGAGAAAUGGAUUCAGAAGCUCAAUUUGAAACCAGGUGGUGUUUCUUCUUUGCUUCAGAUUAAUGAUCUUAAGAAUUCCCCAGGACCGUCAAAGAAAGAGCUUAGAAUUGCAACAAAGCAAACUGUUACAAUGUUGCAGGACAAUUACCCUGAGUUGGUAGCCAAAAAUAUUUUCAUCAAUGUUCCUUUCUGGUACUAUGCUCUCAAUGCACUGUUAUCUCCAUUCUUAACUCAAAGGACAAAGAGCAAAUUUGUGGUUGCUCGUCCUGCUAAGGUCACUGAAACACUGAUCAAGUACAUUCCGAUUGAGGAGAUCCCAGUUAACUAUGGUGGUUUCAAGAGAGAGAAUGAUUCUGAGUUCUUUGGCCAAGAUGCUUCUGUUUCAGAACUGUUUCUUAAGGCUGGAUCAACUGCAACUAUUGAGAUUCCUGCAUUGGAGGUUGGAAACACUUUGUGCUGGGACUUGGCUGUUUUGGGUUGGGAGGUAAGUUACAAAGAGGAAUUUGUUCCCAAUGAUGACGGCUCAUACACAGUCAUUGUUCAAAAAGGGAAGAAGAUAGGUUCACAAGAAGGACCUAUUAGGAACACUUUCAAGAACAAUGAACCAGGGAAGGUUAUCCUCACAAUUAACAAUUCAUCAAACAAAAAGAAGAGGGUUCUGUACCGUUACAAGACCAACAAAAGCUUACCUUAAGAAUUCAAUUAUGAUGUUGUAAUUUUUGUUCCAUUGUGUGUAUUUGGUUUCAUUUAGAUUUUGAAAGUAGGUGAAAUGUGUGAAGAAGAGUUUUGAAGACUGAUAAAUGCAUUCUUUCAUUCGUUAUUACAUAUUUUGAUUCAUUUUCUGCGCCAAUGAUGUAUCUAUCUCAUCUUAUUUUGAUGUGAAUAAUUUUCUUGAA
Medicago truncatula (barrel medic) is the source of this 1786-nucleotide messenger RNA. RefSeq names its product patellin-4. The transcript is spliced from 5 exons. Gene Ontology annotation, molecular function: lipid binding. The record is from RefSeq and is a predicted model, not a curated record. Bases 178 to 1584 code for a protein of 468 amino acids. NCBI's taxonomy places the organism in Eukaryota, Viridiplantae, Streptophyta, Magnoliopsida, Fabales, Fabaceae.